Molecule: messenger RNA, 3354 nt
Organism: Brassica napus (rape)
Lineage: Eukaryota; Viridiplantae; Streptophyta; Magnoliopsida; Brassicales; Brassicaceae
Product: protein NLP7
Exons: 5
Coding region: 202-3072 (956 amino acids)
Molecular function (GO): DNA-binding transcription factor activity; protein binding
Source: RefSeq, a predicted model, not a curated record
GUAUUGUGAAGUAGAGAAUCGGUUCCAAUAUAUUAUCCGAAAUGAUUUUGUAUUUUGUUUGAUUCUGCAACAUAUUUUUUGGAAUCACACACUCUGCAAAUCUGACUUUUCUUGUUCUCUUUCUCUAUCCCCUAAUCUAAAAGUUAUCAACGAAGAAGAGAACUUGCACACGAAAAACUUCCCCGGGAAUAUUCCAGAAAAAUGUGCGACCCCGCCGAUGAUGAUACCGCCAGAAACGGCGUCACGCCUCCAGCGUCGUCAAGGAGGUCAAGGGAGAUUCUGAUGGACGUGGAUGACUUGGAUCUCGACGGUUCAUGGCCUCUCGAUCAGAUCCCUUUCUUAUCCUCAGCCAAUCGCAUGAUUUCGCCGAUUUUCGUCUCCUCCUCCUCCGAGCAGCCUUGCUCGCCUCUCUGGGCGUUCUCCGACGGUGGAGUUAACGGUAACCACGGUGGAUACGACGGCGAGAAGAUUAGCUCCGCCUCCGGUGUUUCUUCUUUCCGUCUCGCCGAUUAUCCUCUCUUUCUCCCUUACGCUUCUUCUUCAUCAGUAGCUGAAACCACAACAGAGAAGCAUAGCAGUUUCCAGUUUCCUUCUCCGUUGAUGAGCUUGGUCCCGUCAGAGAACGCUGACAACUACUGCGUGAUCAAAGAGAGGAUGACUCAGGCGCUUCGGUACUUCAAAGAAUCAACCGAACAGCACGUCUUGGCUCAGGUCUGGGCUCCUGUGAGAAAGAAUGGUCGUGAUUUGCUGACGACUUUGGGUCAACCUUUUGUUCUUAAUCCUAACGGUAACGGGCUUAAUCAAUACAGGAUGAUCUCUCUCACCUAUAUGUUUUCUGUGGAUAGUGAUUGUGACGUUGAGCUCGGGCUCCCCGGUCGGGUUUUCCGCCAGAAGUUGCCUGAGUGGACGCCAAAUGUUCAGUACUAUUCCAGCAAAGAGUUCUCCCGGCUUGACCACGCCUUGCAUUAUAACGUGCGUGGUACACUGGCUUUGCCUGUGUUUAAUCCCUCGGGUGAGUCAUGCAUUGGUGUUGUGGAACUUAUCAUGACCUCAGAGAAGAUUCACUAUGCACCCGAAGUGGAUAAAGUUUGCAAAGCCCUUGAGGCGGUAAAUCUGAAAAGCUCGGAAAUACUUGAUCACCAAACAACUCAGAUAUGCAAUGAGAGUCGCCAGAACGCACUUGCAGAGAUUCUGGAAGUGUUGACAGUCGUAUGCGAGACCCAUAACUUGCCUCUGGCUCAGACUUGGGUUCCAUGCCAGCACGGGAGCGUUCUUGCCAAUGGUGGCGGUCUAAAGAAAAACUGCACCAGUUUCGACGGUAGCUGUAUGGGCCAAAUCUGCAUGUCCACUACCGACAUGGCCUGCUAUGUCGUGGAUGCUCAUGUCUGGGGAUUCAGAGAUGCCUGCCUUGAACACCAUCUCCAGAAAGGACAGGGCGUUGCUGGACGAGCUUUUCUCAACGGUGGCUCGUGUUUCUGCAGAGACAUCACCAAGUUCUGCAAAACGCAGUAUCCGCUGGUCCAUUAUGCGCUUAUGUUCAAGUUAACCAGUUGUUUUGCAAUUUCUCUCCAGAGCUCUUACACAGGCGACGACAGUUACAUUCUUGAAUUCUUUCUUCCCUCGACUAUAACAGACGACCAAGAGCAAGAUUCUCUACUGGGAUCUCUGUUGGUGACAAUGAAAGAACAUUUUCAGAGUCUGAGGGUUGCAUCUGGGGUUGACUUCGGUGAAGAUGACGACAAAUUGUCUUUCGAGAUCAUCCAAGCAUUACCGGACAAGAAGGUUCAUUCAAAAAUAGAAUCCAUUCGAGUUCCCUUUUCUGGUUUCAAGUCAAACGCGACAGAGAGGCUGUUGAUGCCUCAGCCUGCGGCUCAGUCUUCUAAUCCAGCAAACGAGAAUGUCAACGUGGCCACUGCUAAUGGUGUGGUUAAGGAGAAGAAGAAAACAGAAAAAAAGCGUGGGAAGGCUGAGAAAACAAUCAGUCUGGAUGUACUUCAGCAAUAUUUCACUGGAAGUCUCAAAGACGCUGCAAAGAGCCUAGGAGUUUGUCCGACAACAAUGAAGCGAAUUUGCAGACAACACGGCAUCUCGCGGUGGCCAUCGAGGAAGAUCAAGAAAGUGAAUCGCUCAAUCACAAAGCUGAAACGCGUCAUAGAAUCUGUUCAAGGUACUGAUGGAGGCCUCGACCUGACUUCCAUGGCCGUUAGUUCCAUCCCUUGGACAAACGGCCAAACAGUACUAAACUCACCCAGCGGUUCCAAGCCGCCAGAGCUACCAAACACUAAUCAUUCACCUAACCACUGGUCAAGUGAUCACAGUCCUCAAGAGCCAAAUGGUUCGCCUGAGUUACCAAGCAAUGGUCAUAAGCGGUCACGAACGGGGGAUGAGAGUGCUGGGACACCAACCUCUCACGGCUCAUGUGACGGUAACCAAUUAGAUGAAACAAAGGUCCCGAACCAAGAUCCGCUAUUCACGGUCGGUGCAUCCCCAGGACUCUGUUUUCCUCCAUAUUCUCGAGAUCAUGAUGUAUCCGCCGCAUCAUUUGCAAUACCGAACAGACUUCUUGGUAACAUAGACCAUUCCAGAGGAAUGCCCAUCGAAGACGCUGGAAGUUCAAAGGAUCUGAGGAACCUCUGCUCCUCUACACCAUUCGACGAUAAGUUUCCGGAAUCAAACUGGAUGAACAAUGAUAACAACAGCAACAACAACAUGUACGCUCCGGCAAAGGAAGAGGCUGUUGCAAAUACUACACGCGAACCAUCAGGCUCAGAAAUGAGAACGGUGACCAUCAAAGCAAGCUACAAAGAAGACAUAAUACGGUUCAAGAUAUCAUCUGGUUCGGGUAUAAUGGAACUGAAAGAUGAAGUGGCGAAGAGGCUGAAACUUGACGCAGGUACGUUUGAUAUCAAGUAUCUGGACGAUGAUAAUGAAUGGGUUUUGAUAGCUUGUGAUGUUGAUCUUCAAGAAUGUCUAGACAUCCCUAGAUCAUCCCGUACUAAUAUCGUAAGGCUCCUGGUCCAUGAUGUAACAACGAACCUGGGGAGCUCUUGUGAGAGCACCGGAGAAUUGUAACUCCUUUGUAAAUAGUUCUUUUUUUGGAAUAUUUUUAUUGUUUAGGGUUGUUUGUUUUAUUCUGUAAUAUUGUUCUUGGGUUGAGGAACAAGCAAGAAUGUUAUUGGGGGGGACAAAAGUGUAAGAAAAACAUUUGUUUGUAACUUGUAAUUGUAAGUGGGAGAGUGAGGUUAGAAGUAAAUUGUAGUUGUAAACUAACUCCAAGCAUGUUUUUGUAUUUUAGUUUUGAAAUUGUAAACAUGAAUCACAUCUAUACUAUUAAAGGAGAAUACUUCUUAUGAA